AUGGCCAUCACCACCUCCCCAUCACCGCGCCCCAUCGUAAUAGCAGGCGGUGGCUGCGUGGGCCUCUUCCUCGCGCUCCUCCUCACCCACUCACCGAUCCACAACCCCAUCAUCGUACUCGAACCCAGCGCACCAGAUCCAACUUCCACACGCGCAAUGGCGCACCAACCGCCCACCUUCCCCCUCCUAUCCCGCGUCCCGGGGCUGCUGGACGAGCUGAUCGCCGCGGGGAGUCUGAGCCGCGGGUUGUGCUUCCGGACGAGCACGGCGAGCGGGAGUCGCGUCAUUGCGGGGAAGACGUUUGGAGCGGGGGAGAAGGGGCAGCUACUUCUUCCGCAGGGGGUGUUUCAGGAGGUUUUGCUGAAGAGGUUGGAGGGAGGUGGUGGAAGGGGCGCGGAAGUCCGACUCGGGUGGGCGGUCAGCGGCGUGGAGGAGCGCGGGACGGGGGUCGAGGUGCGGAUGCAGGAUGCGGAUGGGAAGGAGGAGAGCGUGUUGGCCGAGUACCUCAUCGGUGCGGAUGGAGCGCAUUCCACGGUGCGGAGACUGCUGGGUGUGGGCUUUGAGGGCGAGACGCUGGAUGCGCAGCUCGUUGCUACGGAUGUCUUGUUCGAUUUCCAGGCCCAUGGCUUUUAUGAUGCGAAUUUCAUUAUCGAUCCGGUGAACUAUGGGUUGGUUGGGCGGAUCAACAAUGAUGGGUUGUGGCGCGUGUCGUACGGCGUGCCGGUGGAUACGAGCGAGGAGGAGAUUCGGCGUGGCGUGCACGACAAACUGAGGCACAUGAUGCCGGGCGACGGGAAAGACGGGUUCGAAGUGGUGCGUGUCGCGCCGUACAAGGCGCAGCAGAGAUGUGUGUCGACGUUUUGGAAGGGACGGGUCGGGCUUGUAGGGGAUGCUGCACAUUUGACGAAUCCUUACGCAGGUCUGGGUCUGGCAUCGGGCAUUGCGGAUGCGUCUUCACUCUCCCAAGUCCUCAUCCAUAUCCUCUCUCAAGAUUCGUCCGACGACCGCCAUUCUCCUGCCGCAGACUCGGCGAAACUCCUUGCCUCGUGGUCCGAUGCGAGACGACAAAAGUUUCUUAAUGUCGUGGACAAGCCGUCAAGGAUGGCGUACGCGAGGGUGAAGAGCAAGACUGACACAGAGGAGGAUGUGCAGAACCUGUUGGCGAGAGACCGUCUUGUUGGCGCAUUGAAAAAGGGCAUGCCUAUGAUGCCGCCCAGUCUGGAGACAAAAGGGGAUGAACUGGAUGGUUGGUGA
This is a messenger RNA of Dothidotthia symphoricarpi CBS 119687, 1254 nucleotides long. Its product is annotated as FAD/NAD(P)-binding domain-containing protein. Bases 1 to 1254 code for a protein of 417 amino acids. Lineage: Eukaryota; Fungi; Ascomycota; Dothideomycetes; Pleosporales; Dothidotthiaceae. The record is from RefSeq and is a predicted model, not a curated record. Gene Ontology annotation, molecular function: FAD binding. The transcript has 2 exons.